Dermacentor silvarum is the source of this 587-nucleotide messenger RNA. Its product is annotated as 2-Hydroxyacid oxidase 1. The record is from RefSeq and is a predicted model, not a curated record. The transcript is spliced from 3 exons. Gene Ontology annotation, molecular function: oxidoreductase activity. NCBI's taxonomy places the organism in Eukaryota, Metazoa, Arthropoda, Arachnida, Ixodida, Ixodidae. Bases 75 to 587 code for a protein of 170 amino acids.
CAUGCCCCUGUGCUGUUGGAUAACGGCACUCGCCUCUGGCAACUCGCGCAGCCGCCCAGGACGCCCACACCGUGAUGAUCCUGAGCUCUCUGAGCACCACGUCAUUGGAGGAGGUGCGCAGGAAAGCACCUCGCUGUCUGCUCUGGUUCCAGGCGUACCUGUUCCGCGACCGGUCCAUCACCGAGUGGCUGGUCAAGCGUGCAGCCAAAGCGGGAUACUCGGCCAUCGUGCUGACCGCCGACUCGCCCGUGGUCGGCCACAAGCUGGGGCCGGUUAAGAACCGAUUCGUCCUGCCCCCUAACGUGACUUUCGCCAAUCUCAAGGGCUGGCACGAAAAGUCCAACGCCCAGUCGGGCGCCCAGGAGGACGUGGACGACUACAUCUCCCGCUCCGUGUCGUGGCAAGACAUCGGCUGGCUGAAGAGAAUCACUGGACUUCCCAUCGUCGUCAAGGGAGUACUCACACGUGAGGCCGCUCUGCAAGCUUACCACCACGGCGCAGCCGCCAUUUUGGUGUCCAACCACGGAGGCCGCCAACUAGAUGGAACGCCGGCCUCGGUGCUUAUUUCCUUGAUGAUUGGACUUUGA